This is a messenger RNA of Limulus polyphemus (Atlantic horseshoe crab), 870 nucleotides long. RefSeq names its product 28S ribosomal protein S36, mitochondrial-like. NCBI's taxonomy places the organism in Eukaryota, Metazoa, Arthropoda, Merostomata, Xiphosura, Limulidae. The record is from RefSeq and is a predicted model, not a curated record. Gene Ontology annotation, biological process: 2-oxoglutarate metabolic process. The transcript has 4 exons. The coding region runs from base 93 to 371 and encodes 92 amino acids.
GUAGAAAUAAAAUUUAGAGAGCGCUUGUGAACGUUCGGUACCAGAGUCAAUGCUUAAGCCUAUUCGCCAAUUUCGGCUGUACUUUGUACAGGAUGGCCUCUAACGUUGCUAGGUCGUGGAAAGUAGUGAAACCUCAUUUACCUCGAAUAAAAUUCAGAAAAGGAGGAAGGCCAGAUAGUUGUGUUUCUGGUCUUGCCACAGAACAGAAUCCAACAUUAGCGAAAAGUUCAUCUCAGCCCAGUUCUAUUCGACCAUCUACUUUAUCUGUUCCGGGUACAGGGAUUGAAGAAUGUGAACUUCCACAAAGAUAUGCAAGACAACAAAUUUCACAGCUAGAAUUGGAAUAUAUAGAGAGAGGAGGUCCAGAAUAGCCCAAGUUUAUCCUAAGAAGAAGUGUGUAAAUAAAUGUAAUGAGAGGGUGCUUUAGAAAAUUUAGAAGAAAGAAAGGCUUUUUAGAUUUUAUGAUCUUUUACAGAGGAUGAGUGUAGAUAAACUCAUUUUACCACUGUGUUGACUUUUUUUUUACCUUGUCUUUAGUUUCAAAAGUAAUUUAAAUUAUCGUUCACUUGCUUACUUUAAAAAGUUGAUAGAAGCCAUGAAAGGUGCCUAUGCUGUGCUUUUUAAGUUAAUAUUAUGAAUCACACUUAAGUAAGUAUGAAAGUUUUACAGUAAAUCAAUAUUUAAAAACCAUUUACAUUUUCACAAGGAAAUAGACAUGGCUUAUCAUGGAGAUAUUUAAAAUGGAUGAUAAAAAAAGAUUUAUAUGGUUGAAAUGUAGAAGUUAAAGUAUAAACAAAUAGACCACUGGUGUUAAUGUACAAAUGUAGGAUUGGAUAAAAAGAGAUUAAUAAAGAGUUAACAUUAUUAUUA